Eucalyptus grandis is the source of this 1840-nucleotide messenger RNA. RefSeq names its product 2,3-bisphosphoglycerate-dependent phosphoglycerate mutase 2. Gene Ontology annotation, biological process: glycolytic process. Gene Ontology annotation, molecular function: intramolecular phosphotransferase activity. The coding region runs from base 473 to 1507 and encodes 344 amino acids. The record is from RefSeq and is a predicted model, not a curated record. The transcript has 9 exons. Lineage: Eukaryota; Viridiplantae; Streptophyta; Magnoliopsida; Myrtales; Myrtaceae.
CUUGCCAACUGUUAUGAGAGAGAAGCACAUUGCAAAAACAGAAGCAAGGAAGAAACUUUGUCAAUACCCAGUUUCGGUUUUGCGCAUCUGAGACGUAAAACACCCGACAGACAAGCAACUGGAGCGAUUUCUUGUGCGGGAGAUGAUGUAAUACGAGCGCCCUCUGCCCCUGUCGCGUGCCGUCAAUUUGGAGGAAAGAGAGUUGGGACAGUUAGCUCUGAGUUAACCCAUCUGCAUCCCCUUCUCCGUCCCCCCCUUUUCUCGUAAUAAACUCGAGCCCAGCUGCGGGAAUUUGUACCCUCUUUGUGUCCUCCUCGGUAUAUCCGCUCGGCCUAUAAAAGAAAGGUGCGAUCUUGGCGCCGAUUCCAUUCCAAUCGAGCUGAUCCUUCGCUUCCCCUUCGAUUCUUCUCGCAUUUCGGUUCCGGGGUCGCGGAGCUUUUUCGGGUUCUUUUCCGUUCCUCUUCGUUCCGGAAUGGCCGCUGCUGUAUUUAAUCAAGCAAGUGGAAUUGUUCAGCCUCAUGGCUGUCUCAACAAAUCUUCCAACCAUCAGGAAUUGGGCAGUGUUUCAUUCAGAUUUUCUCAGAAAGUUCUUAAUUUUGAAGCUAGUCAGUCAAUGCGAGGAACUCGGGCUUCCGACGUAAGGAACUCCUCUGCUGCUAGAGUUUCAGGCCAAGCUCCGGUGCUUGAUCCAGUUAUAAUUCCCUCAAAGAGUGAUUCCACAGAGCCCAAGAAAAAAUCAAGUGAAGCAGCUCUUAUAUUGAUUCGGCAUGGUGAGUCUUUGUGGAAUGAAAAGAACCUAUUUACAGGUUGUGUAGACGUACCACUUACCAAUAAGGGUAUAGAGGAAGCAAUUCAUGCUGGACAAAGAAUUAGCAACAUACCUGUCGACAUGAUUUUUACGUCGGCACUGAUUCGUGCGCAGAUGACAGCGAUGCUUGCCAUGACUCAGCACCGUUGUAAAAAGGUGCCAAUCAUCUUGCAUGACGGGAGUGAGCAGGCUAGGUUAUGGAGCGAAAUCUUCAGUGAAGACACAAAGGAACAAUCCAUUUCUGUCAUAACAGCUUGGCAAUUAAAUGAAAGAAUGUAUGGCGAAUUACAAGGUCUGAAUAAGCAGGAAACAGCAGAAAGAUACGGAAAGGAACAAGUUCACGAGUGGCGUCGAAGUUAUGACAUUCCUCCUCCCAAUGGGGAGAGUCUGGAAAUGUGUGCCGAAAGAGCUGUUGCUUAUUUUAGAGAUAAGAUAGAACCUCAACUUCUAGCUGGGAAGAACGUUAUGAUUGCUGCCCAUGGGAAUUCUUUGAGGUCCAUCAUAAUGUACCUUGACAAAUUAACUUCCCAGGAGGUUAUAAGUCUAGAACUAUCAACAGGUGUACCGAUGCUAUACAUUUUUAAAGAGGGUAAAUUCAUUAGGAGAGGAAGUCCCUCGGCACCUACGGAUGUUGGAGUAUAUGCAUAUACUAAGAGUUUGGCUAAGUACAGGCAGAAAUUGGAUGAGAUGUUCCAGUAGCAUACUCAAGGCGCCUUCAUAUACAGGCUACCAAAUUUGUCUCUGGCUCAAAUAGUGGAGUGCUUAAACAAGAAAAGCGUUGUGCAAAGUUUCAAAUGACAGUUGAAGUAUUACUUCAGAGUAGUAGAUUAGGAAACUUGGUUUUUCCAUCCCUAUGUAUCCUUGGACCCAGUUUGGCUUUUCUUCCCAUUUCCAUCCCCCUUUGAUCCAUGUGCUAUUGUCACUUGUCAGGUUAUAACUUAUACGUGUGUAAAACGAUGACAGAUGAAAAUCUGUGAUCAUCGGACAUUGAAGUAAACUUUCUAUGCAGUUGGGAUAAUUUUUAUUCUUGCA